AUGUUACUUUAUUUCCAGUUUCACAAACCAUUUCGUAUCUUCAUGGAGAACAAAGUACAAAAAAGAUCGUGCUUUAGAAAUUGUUGUCCAAAUGGUUGUUGCGGAUACUGCAAACCGCCUACUCAAGAACAAAAACAAGUUGAUGACAUUUUGCAUGUGGACAAAGCUGUGGUGCCUACUGAUAUACCUUACGGCUUCAUUAAAUUUUAUUCUGGUGUUCGUACGGUGGAAAACACUUAUACGUGCCCAAUGCUGUCGUUCCAUCUUUAUCGUCAUGCGCAACAUCGUGCCAGGCGAGCACAAGACAACCGCACGAUGUUUUUGGACAAUAAUAAUCAAGUAUCCAUGCGUCAGGAUGAACAGCAAGCAAGUCAGUCCGAGCAAAACCAAGGUGAAGAGGAUGUUAUGAUGGUACCAUUAGAGGACAUUAUCAACGUUAGUUUCAAAGCUGAAUUUACAAAAAAUAUCGAUGCCGAUGUUAAAACAACAAUUGAACCAACAUACGAACGAAGUGAGAACUGCUGUGAUCGUUGUGCUGCUCCAAUCAUCAGUUGUUGUCGUAAGACUCGAGAUAUUUGCUGUUGUAUAUCUCACGGACAGAUGAAGAUUGCUCCUCGAGUUGAAAAUACGAUAUUUUUCAUCAACGGACAGCCCAAUACAACUUAUCGAGAAGAAGAUUUACCCUUACCUGAAGUCAGAGAAGGUUGUUGUACUCAUUGUACGAACAAAUGUCGGUGUUGGUGCUGUCGAAGAAAUAUCUUGGUCAAACUCACAAAGAAGAUACACAGCAAAUCGGAACGAAAAGCUGAACGAGUCAUCACAAUGACUGUCGAGUAUGUCAAAUACAGCAAUAUUGACACACCUUCUCAUGUGCGUCUACUCACUGGACAAGAACAAGCAAACUUUUACAAAGAUAGGUUUCACAUCGAGAAGGAACUGAAAUUCUAUUUAGUUAACAACAAUGAAUUCGAUCCGACGAACUUUGAUGUGAAGAAAGAACAAGCAGAAGCUCUGUGUCGAAUGAUAAAGCAACUGAAAGGAAUGAGAAGUAAGUAUCCAUCGGAGACAGAUCUAGUCGAAAUUCUCAAUCAAUCACACCUGAAAACAUUUGGUCAAGUCUUCGCUGAACCAGUUCUAUAA
Molecule: messenger RNA, 1140 nt
Organism: Adineta ricciae
Lineage: Eukaryota; Metazoa; Rotifera; Eurotatoria; Adinetida; Adinetidae
Source: the annotation of a GenBank genome assembly